This is a messenger RNA of Rhizophagus irregularis DAOM 181602=DAOM 197198, 1278 nucleotides long. RefSeq lists its product as uncharacterized. The record is from RefSeq and is a predicted model, not a curated record. NCBI's taxonomy places the organism in Eukaryota, Fungi, Glomeromycota, Glomeromycetes, Glomerales, Glomeraceae.
AUGUCAAAUUCUAAGCAAAGACCUUAUGAGCAGGAAAACUAUUCUGCUUCACCUGAAAUAAUAUAUUAUGGUGACCAGAAAUUUAACUAUACUGUUAUUCAAAAAAGUGUCUACCCACCAGUUGCGCAAUUGAAAUUUACAGAAGCACCUAAUUAUUUUCCUGUGUCUUAUAAUUAUAUUAUCAAAACUACCUGGGCCGGUCUAAUAACUCACCAAGUUGUUUUAGUUCAAUCUACAUUUGAUGCUUCUGUUGAAUUACAUAAUAUUGAUGCACACAUGAAACAAUUAAUACCAAUUAAUUUUGUUGACUUAACUCCUAAUAUUACACCCAUUUUUUCAGAAAACCCUGAUAUAACUGAUCUGAUAAUUGUUGAGCAAGUUAACAGUGCAAUUGGUAAAGGUGCAUAUCGAAGUAUUAAAAAAAUUCUUAAAUAUAUAGUACCAGCAUAUAUUCAAAAUGAAAAAUUAGAUCCAGCAUCGCCAAUUAUUCAUUUUCGUAUCUCUGGUGAUGGUCAUAAUGUUAUACAAAAGGUAAAACACGUUAUGAUCACUGUAGCAUUAUUAGAUGAUUCAGCAAAUCUUUUUGGGCCAAAUUACCAUUAUACAGUUGUUCUUUUUCCAGGAACUGAAAAUUAUUCAACCUUAAAAAUUGCUGCAAAUGCUCUUAUUCAAGAAUUGCAAGAGCUAAGCAGUAUUGGAAUGAAGAUUUGUGAUACUGAUGAUAAUUGGUGUUAUACUUCACUGAUAAAAAAUGAUAAGCUUUGUCGGUGUUCUUCAAAAUUUAAUUUGGCUAAGCUUUUUAAUCCAGAACGUGCUGUAUUAAUUAGAAGUUUAUGGAAUGGAUUUGCUGAAUUGUAUGAUCUUUUGGAAAAAAAAGAAACAAAUCCACACUAUUUUUGCUUAAAAGCAAAAGAAUGGUAUGAGUUAUUUUUAAAAAAAACUGUAGUAAAUCCCGAGACUAAUAUUAUUUUAGUACAAGGACUUUAUCGAUCUUCAGAUUUAAUUUCUUAUAUUCAUGUCUUAGUAUCACAUAUUUGGGAAUUUAUGUUUAAACAUCAAAAGUGGGGAUUAAAUUCUUUUUUGUGCAGUGCUGUCAAAAAAAAAAAUCAUAAUCAUAUUUCUUAUUUUUUUCGUAAAACUCUUAAGAAUAGUGGAAAGUUUCAAAAUAAAACUUCAGCUAUUCGAGAGAUUAUGGAACAUGAAAAUUGGCUUUUUUUUUAUACUCAAAAUAAUAUUCCUCUUUCAUAUUCUAAACCUCAAUAUAUUCAUAUUUUAUAG